AUGGAAGAUGUAGAAGGACUUUUUGCUACUGACGGUACUGGUAGAGACAUAUUUCGCGCGACAAUGAGUUUGAAACGGUUUUUAUUUUUGCUUUCAAUUAUUCGUUUUGACAAUAUACAUGAUAGAGAUGAUAGAAAAGAAUCGGGUGAUCGUGUAGCUCCAAUAUCAGAGUUGUUUCAAAUGUUUUUGGUAAAUAGUCAAUCAAAUUAUUCAAUGUCUGAAUAUUCUACAGUUGAUGAAAUGCUGGUUCCUUUUAGAGGGCGGUGCUCUUUUCGCAUGUAUAUGAAAAGCAAACCAAAUAAAUACGGACUCAAAGUUAUGUGUUUAUGUGACGCAAAAAACCACUAUUUGUAUAAUGCAUUUAUUUAUUGUGGAAAAAAUAAUGUUCCAAAUCCUAAAAAGUUUGCAAUACCUACAUUAAAUGUGUUAGAACUUGUAACACCUAUUUUUAAUUCAAAUAGAAAUAUAACUGGGGAUAACUGGUUUUCUUCCAUAGAACUAAUAACUGAAUUAAAACGACAUGGCCUAACAUACGUGGGAACAUUACGUAAAAAUAAAAGAGAUAUACCAUCACAAAUUGUUCCUAAUAAACAAACUGAAGUAAAUACAACAAAGUUUGCAUUUACCAAAGACAUAACAUUAUUAUCGUUUGUUCCAAAAAAGAAUAGAUACGUGUUGCUUUUAUCUUCUAUGCACCAUACGAAUACAAUAAAUCCGGAAAAUUCAAAACCAGAAAUUAUUGAAUUUUACAACCAAACAAAAGUAGGAGUUGACGCUUUGGACCAAAAGUGUGCAGUCUAUUCAACACAUCGACGUACACGAAGAUGGCCACUCGCUAUAUUUUACCCCAUGUUAGAUAUUGCUUCUGUGAAUUCACGUGUUUUAUAA
Acyrthosiphon pisum (pea aphid) is the source of this 888-nucleotide messenger RNA. RefSeq names its product piggyBac transposable element-derived protein 4-like. The coding region runs from base 1 to 888 and encodes 295 amino acids. The transcript has a single exon. The record is from RefSeq and is a predicted model, not a curated record. NCBI's taxonomy places the organism in Eukaryota, Metazoa, Arthropoda, Insecta, Hemiptera, Aphididae.